Messenger RNA from Argiope bruennichi, 1092 nucleotides. RefSeq lists its product as uncharacterized. The coding region runs from base 355 to 627 and encodes 90 amino acids. Gene Ontology annotation, molecular function: enzyme regulator activity. Gene Ontology annotation, biological process: GPI anchor biosynthetic process. Gene Ontology annotation, cellular component: dolichol-phosphate-mannose synthase complex; endoplasmic reticulum membrane. The record is from RefSeq and is a predicted model, not a curated record. The transcript is spliced from 5 exons. Lineage: Eukaryota; Metazoa; Arthropoda; Arachnida; Araneae; Araneidae.
UUAAUUUGUUUAUUAUUAUGAUUUGAAUUUUUGUCAUCUGCUAAAAUUAUUUAGUACUCAAAGAUAACAAUCUUUGUUGCUAUAUACUAUUUAUAUUCAAGUUCAAUUAUUUAAUAUUCUGGUGGAAAAGACUUUUUUUUGUUGUUGCUGUUGCAGUCGUCUGUACGAAUAAAUUGAAUUCACUCCUUGUUACUUUGAAAAUGUUCUGAAAGUAUUUUUUUACUAGUUGUUGUAAAAGUAAAUUCGGUUCCAGAUAAAAAUAUUUACUUCUCUUUAAAUGUAUUACUAAACAAGAAUGAAAUGUGAUAUUAUCGAUUUCCUCAUCACAAUAGUGCCUUAUAAUUUUGAUCAAUCAUGUCAGCAAAAAUUGGUUGUUUCAUGAUUGCAGCUGGUGUUAUCAUAUUCAUUGCUUUGUCGUUGAAAAUUCUUAUACAGCCGUUCAUACCAGAAGAUAAUUUUAUACAUGAUUACUUCCCUGCUACUGAAUUGGUUUUUGGAAUUCCGAUCCUUUUUGGGGUUAUGUUCUUUUGUGGGUUUGGUAUGUAUAUCUUUGAGGUAAUAUUAAAAGAAAAUGUGGCUUCUAUGCAAAAUACGAUAAUCAUCUUGAAGGAAAAAAAGCAUUCAUAAAAGGAUUUCUAUUAUCAAAUAACUUCUUUGUCAGGUAAACAUUACGCUUCACCUUAUUAAAUACCUAAUAUAAUAGCAGUAAAUCAGUUUUGUGCCUAGAAGAUUGUAAGUUGGAGUCUCAAACCAUUCCUGUUGAAUUCAUAUAGACUUAUGUUGAUGCUUAAAUAUUGUAGUCAGUCCUUUUUAUCUUAAUAAUGGUUCAAAAUUACAAGGUGUACUUGUAAUAGUAUCUGCAGUUGAUUUGAAGCAAAAAUACAAAUUUAAUAUUUACAAGAAUGUCAAUUAAGAAGGUUUAUUUAAACGAUCAAAAAUAUGUAGUGAAUUUUUGCUUAAAAUAUUAAUAAAACAAAUAAUCAAAACUCAUUAAUGAGUUUAUAUUAUUCCUUGAAGCUUUUUUCACAAGAAUUUUUGUAAAAUUAAUAAGUCCUUCUCAGAUUUGAUUCUUCACCAAUUUUGAUGUACAGU